UUCUGACGAUGAAGAGACCGAUAUUGAGAGCUGCCAUCAAGAGAUGGCAGUCCCAAGAUGUGAACUUAUGGGGAAAGAUCUGUCAGGUAGUCCUGUACUACACGCCCUGUCACAAAGCAACCCCGCAGCGCCCAACUGCCAGGAGUCCCCGUCUGUUGCUAGAAACCCAUUUCUCAGCGACUCGGCAAAGGCACCAGUUGGUUCCUUGGGCGGGUUGAAAGAGCCUCAAACCGGCGAUUUUUCACUCCCUACCCCAGCGUCUGAUCACGCCUCCGAUUCAGGGCAAGUUGGCCAUAUUGUUACCUGUCGGAAGAAACGAGGAGGCGAGCCAACCGAAGGCGGCAGCGCGAGCCAUGGACUAUGCCCGGCUAAACGAAUGAGGCCUCGGAAAGUCGACAACGGGACAAAAUCACCGGCUCUGCCACCCAGGACUUUACGCGCAUUGCCACCUCGAGUCCCGGCAGAAAUAUCAAGUAAGAGGCUGUCAAACGAAAUUGAAACACAGCCUCGUCGCUCGGCCGAAACACCGGAACGGUGCAAGGAAGCAAGGCAGGGUCGCUCGCGAAAAAUAUCGCCUAUUACCUCACUUCGCCCAAACCACCUUUCUAGGAACCAUGAUCAGACCGAGAGGUGCGGAUUGGUUCCCCCUCCGCCUAUCAACACCACGGCGAACCUACCAGUAGCCACAUGCCAUGCUUGCGGCUUUUCUGCGAAACACCUAUUACGCAUGAUCAACACUUUCGAGGCUCUCAAUGGGGGUAUCGCUAGGUUGCCUGAUGGUGAAAGACGAAUGGACAUGCUUGAGCUAUUCCUUGGGUUCAUCAAAAACUAUGCUACGGAGAGACUUCCACACAACGAACUAAUCACGGGGGAAGACGAACCGUAUAACACGACACCCAAAGUGGCAAUGAUUGUUCUGAUGAUUACCCCAGCCCAGACAGUCUUGAAGAAAACGUUAAAAGGUCUAAGCGGCGCCGUUGGACGGAUUGGGAAGAGGAGCGUUUGCGUGUAUACAUUGAAGAGGGGAAGGAGCGGUCAUGGAUUGCAAACAGGCUGCAUCGAAGCGAGCCAGCUGUGACUCAGCAUUGGGUGAUAAUGGAGAGGCAAGACAAGGAGGCAGCAAAGUGAUUCAGGCAUAUUUGCUACUAAGUUGCCAACGACUUCAGAGAUCUGUCAUUUGAUGUCUUGCAAGACUAACAUCAAACGUAUUUAAU
Messenger RNA from Colletotrichum destructivum, 1214 nucleotides. RefSeq lists its product as uncharacterized. Lineage: Eukaryota; Fungi; Ascomycota; Sordariomycetes; Glomerellales; Glomerellaceae. The coding region runs from base 44 to 1078 and encodes 344 amino acids. The transcript is spliced from 2 exons. The record is from RefSeq and is a predicted model, not a curated record.